Theobroma cacao (cacao) is the source of this 1967-nucleotide messenger RNA. RefSeq names its product glyoxal oxidase-related protein. The record is from RefSeq and is a predicted model, not a curated record. Lineage: Eukaryota; Viridiplantae; Streptophyta; Magnoliopsida; Malvales; Malvaceae.
UCAGUGAACCAUAACUCCCACAUGCAGAACAGAUUCCCCUCGAUCGGACGGCUGGCUUUUAUUUUCUUACACUGAACGUUCCCGCACUCUGUACUCUCGAGCUCGUUUUAAAGUAGUGUCUUUUCGUCUCCAGUGUCCACCAUCUAACUCUCUCUCUCUCUCUCUUUUCGUUUGUAAUGGAGAACUCUUCUUCUUCUUCUCGAUGGCUUCUGCAGGUCUUAAUUUUCACGACUCUGGUAGCCGUAAGGGCUCAGCUUCCCGGCACGUGGGAACUCCUGGUCCCGAACGCUGGCAUAGCCUCCAUGCACACGGCGGUUACUCGUUUCAAUACGGUGGUUCUUUUGGACCGGACCAACAUCGGACCAUCUCGUAAAAUGCUACCCAAAGGCCACUGCCGUAUCGACCCGACAGACGUUAUCCUCAAAAAGGACUGUUACGCUCACUCCGUCGUUUUCGAUCCGCAAACCAACCACAUCCGACCGUUGAUGAUUCUCACCGACACUUGGUGCUCCUCGGGUCAGUUCCUCCCCGACGGGACACUUCUACAGACUGGAGGAGACUUGGACGGGUUUAAAAAGAUCCGGAAAUUCGAACCGUGUGAACCCACCGGGUUCUGCGAUUGGGUGGAGCUCAGAGACGUGGAGUUAGUUAACGGCAGAUGGUAUGCAACGAACCAAAUCUUGCCGGACGGAACUGUAAUCAUCGUCGGAGGGAGAGGAACGAAUACCGUUGAGUAUUUUCCACCGAGGAAAAACGGCGCCAUUGAACUGAAAUUCCUUGCAGACGUGGAAGAUAAGCAAAUGGACAAUUUGUACCCUUACGUCCACCUCCUUCCCAACGGUCACCUUUUCAUCUUCGCCAAUAACAAAGCAGUAAUGUACGACCACGAGGUCAAUAAAGUAAUUCGUGAUUACCCAGCGUUAUCGGGGGGCCCGCGGAAUUAUCCCUCAGCUGGGUCGUCGGUGAUGUUAGCUCUCGAAGGUGAUUUUUCAACGGCUGUGAUUGUUAUCUGCGGUGGAGCCCAAUACGGGGCUUUCAUCGAGAGGAGUACCGAUACUCCAGCGCACGGCAGCUGUGGGCGAAUUGUAGCAACUGAUCCAAAGCCGGGUUGGGAAAUGGAGGAUAUGCCAUUCGGGAGGAUCAUGGGAGAUAUGGUGAUGCUUCCGACAGGUGAUUCGCUGAUCAUCAAUGGAGCUCAAGCCGGGACCCAAGGUUUCGAGAUGGCUUCCAACCCGUGUUUAUAUCCGCUUCUUUACCGACCCGAUCAACCGGCUGGUUUACGUUUCAUGACUUUGAACCCGGGAAAGGUUCCCAGAAUGUACCAUUCAACCGCCAACUUGUUACCUGAUGGGCGGGUUUUAAUAGCGGGUAGUAACCCGCAUUACUUUUAUAAAUUCGCCGUUGAAUUGCCGACCGAACUGAGGCUCGAAGCAUUUUGGCCGGAGUAUUUAUCUCCCGAUCGGGCCAAUAUCCGACCCGUAAUCGAGGGAAUUCCGGAAACGGUACGCUACGGCGAGGCGUUCGAUGUUUUUGUGUCGGUUUCGUUGCCGGUUGUGGGAAUUGUGGAGGUUAAUUUCGCCAGCGCGCCUUUCGCCACACAUUCGUUUUCGCAGGGUCAAAGGUUGGUCAAACUUAACGUUGCACCGUCGGUUCCAGAAGACGGUCGGUAUAGGAUUAAGUGUACGGCGCCGCCUAGUGGAGCGGUUGCUCCCCCGGGUUAUUAUAUGGUAUUUGCAGUUAACCAGGGCGUGCCAAGUGUCGCACGCUGGGUUCGUGUGGUUUCUAAAAUUGUUUAAUUUUUUUAAACCAUUACUGUUUUUUUUUUUAAAUUUAUUUUUAACAAAUAUUGCAAAGAUGUGCAAAUUGUAUUAGCAUUCCAAGCCUUAAAACUUUGAAUUGUUUAUAUACAAAUGUACUAUUUCUUGUCCAAAUCCAAAUGAAAUGAUCCAUCAUUUAUUUUUUGUCAA